GUCAGACUACUCUUGUAUUUGUUGAGAGUUUCGCGCGCGGGUAACGGUUAUCUGAGCUAUGGAGACGGUUGGAAUUUGAGACGGUCGCGUGGGUAAAGAUGUCGUGAAGACGUCGAAGGACCAUGUGUCCCGCAGAAAAUAGCCAGGCGGGUUCAAACAGCUCGUAACCAGAACUGAGCGUUACGACGGCAGCCCUGCCGAAGACCUGACAACUUAACACGUAUCCUCUGCAGCUCUCGCUCUCUCUCUCUCUCUCUCUCUCGCUCUCUCUCUCUUUCUCUCUAUCUAUCUCUAUCUCUAUCUACCUCUUGGGGAUUACAUUAGAAUGGCGAAAAAACCAAAAAGUACCGUGACGUAUGCUAAAAUGAAGGGGAUAGUGUCAUACUUUGCUGCUUUAAUCAAAGAGAAAAAGAUCGGUUCAGCUACAUCAGACCUUCAACAGAAGCCUGAGAUCAGCCCAAUAUACCGUCAUAUGGGUUCGGAGUACUAUCCUAGACCAGAGGGCGGGGGUUCUGGAGCGAGCGGACCGGCUUCUCUGUGCUUCACCACCACAGAACAACAGCUGCAGAGUUCUCAGGCUUCAGCAGCUGAUUUUGACUACUUGAAGGUGAUUGGGACAGGCAGUUUUGGGAAGGUCUUUUUGGCCAGACACAAGAAGAAUGAAAGGUACUAUGCAGUCAAAGUUUUACAGAAGCACAUCAUCUUGAAGAAAGAAGCGGAAGCACUCGUCAUGUGUGAGCAUAAUGUGUUACUGAAGACUCUCAAUCAUCCAUUCUUGGUUAGACUUCACUUCAGCUUUCAGACCAAAGACAGACUCUAUCUAGCGCUGGACUAUGCUGGUGGGGGAGAGCUCUUUUACCAUCUACAGAGGGAGCGUGUGUUCAUGGAGCCCAGAGCCAGAUUUUAUGCUGCAGAGAUGGCCAGUGCUCUAGGAUACUUACAUUCCUUGCAUAUUGUUUACAGAGACCUGAAGCCAGAGAACAUCCUGCUAGAUUUUGCAGGGCAUGUCGUGCUAACUGACUUUGGCCUAUGUAAGGAGGGCAUGAGAGGGCAUGCAACCACUAGAACAUUCUGUGGGACCCCCCAGUACCUGGCCCCAGAGGUCCUUCGGCAGCAGGAGUACGAUAGGACGGUGGACUGGUGGGGGUUGGGUGCUGUGCUCCACGAAAUGCUCUAUGGCCUGCCACCUUUCUACAGUGCUGACCAUAUGGAGAUGCUAAGCAAUAUAUUAUUUCAACCCCUGGCCCUGAAGCCGGGGGUGUCCAAGGCAGGAAGAGACCUUCUCAAACGGCUGCUUAACAGAGACAGGGCUAAGAGGCUAGGCGCUAAAAAUGACGUGGCAGAGUUGCAGCGUCACUCAUUUUUCAGCUCAAUCCAAUGGGAUAAGCUUGUGGCAAAGAAAGUGCCACCCCCUUUUGUUCCCUCACUGUCCAGCCCUGAUGACCUGACAAACAUUAACCCUGCGUUCACAAAUCUUCCUGUGCCUGAGUCGUUGGGUGCAUGUGAAGAGGCUGAGAUGACCUUCUCUGACUUCAGCUGCAUAAGCAAGAACAUCCUGCCGGCAUUUGCACAGACCAGCACAGGCUGAGUCUGAAUAUACCGCCAACAUUUGCACAGACCAGCACAGGCUGAGUCUGAAUAUCCCGCCAGCACCUGCACAGACCAGCACAGGCUGAGCCGGUAUAUCCCGCCAGCACCUGCACAGACCAGCACAGGCUGAGUCUGAAUAUCCUGCCAGCACCUGCACAGACCAGCACAGGCUGAGUC
Electrophorus electricus (electric eel) is the source of this 1767-nucleotide messenger RNA. It is a transcript of the gene sgk2b, whose product is annotated as serum/glucocorticoid regulated kinase 2b. The record is from RefSeq and is a predicted model, not a curated record. Gene Ontology annotation, biological process: protein phosphorylation. Gene Ontology annotation, molecular function: protein serine/threonine kinase activity; ATP binding. NCBI's taxonomy places the organism in Eukaryota, Metazoa, Chordata, Actinopteri, Gymnotiformes, Gymnotidae.